GUGCUUGAGGCCUUUGUAGUUAUUGUUGUCAUCGGCUAGUUAAUCUCUGGUUCUCAUUGAGUCCUGUGUCUACCUAGUUCUGAAUGCAAGUCGACUUGUAAACUUCUCUUUUUCGACACACUUGGAAUAUUAUCUAGACAGCUUAGGUUAUCUCCAAGACAAAUCGGCGUCGCCAACCACCGGCAGGAUCAAAAUGCUCACAACCUCAUUCCAGUUGACUCACGUCACCCCGGUCCCGGAUUACAUGACCCGUGAGGAGGUCCUCUCCCGCCUCCACAACGCAGAAGUCCACAUCAAGAGCGACCCCAACUUGACGCACUGGACGCCCAGCACGCCAAAGGUGCCACCCACUGUCCCAGAGGAUGUCGAUUCCAUUGCAGUCACUGAGUGCUUUACCGUUACGGAUACUGUGCCCACCAAUCUCCCAAAAGCGCUGCCCAAGGGCAUGUUGGAGAAGAAGAGCAUUAGCGAGUACGAGUUCACCUUCACCCCGGACGGAAGCUUCGUCAAAAUUCACUGCCCCAUGAGCGUUCUCUUGGAAACGCGUUGGUGUGUUCGGAAGGGAAGCGACGGCAGUCUAGAGUUGGAAGAAGUUGUGGACGCUCACUGCUCUCGCUUCCUGGUGGGCGUUGUCAAAGGUGAACUGGAGAAGAACUGGGUAGAGGUGCAUCGCACGAUUUUGACGGGCAAAGCUUGAGCAGUAGGAUCAUCAAUCUCUCGCAAUAGACG
Colletotrichum phormii is the source of this 729-nucleotide messenger RNA. RefSeq lists its product as uncharacterized. The record is from RefSeq and is a predicted model, not a curated record. Bases 194 to 697 code for a protein of 167 amino acids. The transcript has a single exon. NCBI's taxonomy places the organism in Eukaryota, Fungi, Ascomycota, Sordariomycetes, Glomerellales, Glomerellaceae.